AUGACACACAAUGCCAGCUCCCAGACGAGGAAACGGGGCGGGGGUGGGGUGGGGCCAGGUGCCCGCUGUUGCAGGAAGUGUGUGAGUCAGUACCUGUACCCGCCAGCUGCCAGGCAGUUCCGUGUGUGUGAACCUGGGAGCCCUCCAUCUCUGACCCAUCGACUCCUGUUCAGCCCCGAGUCUCCCCCAUGUCCUCAGCUGCUCAGGUGUGACAGCAUCAAGCUGGUCCUGCUGCUUCCACACUGGGCUCCUCCCACUGCUCCCACCCCAGCGCCGCUGGACGUCCCUUGUGUUUUAUUUAGUUAUUCUCACUACUUGUCUGUCUCCCACAGACAGGCCGGGGUCUGCAGGGCUCUGCCCCGCGCCCCAGGCCUUAGCAAACAUCCGAGGGAGAAGUGGCAUCACGCACUGGGGCUUCAUGAGGGCAGCGGCCCCCAGAGCCCAGCCUGGUACCUGGCAUGGCCCUGUGAGAACAGGCUGGAAAGUGAGGCCAUUGCAGAACCGCUGCUUCCGUCGCCUGUGCCCUUCCUGCCUCGUGAGGGCUCCGCUCCCCAGCCCGGGACAUCACCCAGAGGUGGCGGUGGGGGAGCCUGCCUCUCCCGGGCUGGCUUCCCAAGGUCCGCAGGGCAGAACACCCCUGAGCCCAGGGCCGGGACGCUGGCGUUUCACAGACCCACUGCCACGGUCAACAGCACGCAAGGCCUCUGGCGUCCACAUGGGGCUUUACCAUGGCCAGAGGCCUCAGCCAAAGCCCCCGGGCCCGGGCCUCCGCCCAGCUUCAGGCCCCAGUGCUUCCUGGGGGCUCCUCCUCUUGCCACAGCAACCGGGCCUGCGCCUCGAGUUUCUGUCCUUCCUCCCCUCUCCGUUGUGGACAGCGGCCUCCGCCUGGGGAAGCCACCUUCACUUUGGCUUUGCCUGCUUAGGCGACAUCUUGUCGACCGACAUCUUCGAGCCCAGGCCCGGCGCUGGGUGGUGCCAGGAAGUGUUGGCAGUGUGAACAAAGCCAAAGCCGUGAUCCUUGUCUCCCCCGCCCUCAACCCCAACGCCGGCCCGGGCAGCUGCCUGCUCCGGCCUCUCCUCCCCGGGUGGGCGGGAGCUGCUCUGCUCCAGGGCACAGGUCUUCACCUGAAGCCACCUUCUCCUCAGCCUCCCGUCACCCUUCGUGAAUGCACACGACAUGCCUGUCCUCACGCUGGUCCCCACCUCGCACACGACACAUGCUACUCCUCCCAGUGUGUGUUCAAUCUGUGGCAAGGGCAGGUUUGGGUUUUGCUCACUGGUAUCACAAAUCUCACAGUGCUAGUGAAUGCUUGUUGAAUAAAUGACCACAAGACUCUUCA
Molecule: messenger RNA, 1340 nt
Organism: Heterocephalus glaber (naked mole-rat)
Lineage: Eukaryota; Metazoa; Chordata; Mammalia; Rodentia; Bathyergidae
Source: RefSeq, a predicted model, not a curated record